Messenger RNA from Toxoplasma gondii ME49, 1410 nucleotides. Its product is annotated as Lsm12, putative. NCBI's taxonomy places the organism in Eukaryota, Apicomplexa, Conoidasida, Eucoccidiorida, Sarcocystidae. The transcript is spliced from 5 exons. The record is from RefSeq and is a predicted model, not a curated record. Bases 661 to 1410 code for a protein of 249 amino acids.
UGGUUUCUCCCUUUCGCGAUGAAACAGGGAAGCGUGGGGGAGGACGGAAAAUGGAUAUCCAUUGAACUUGUAUUUACGGGAGUUGCAAACAGUUGCCACUUUUUCGCGCAUUUCCCUCAUUCAUUGCUUCGCUGUUUCAGCUACGAUACUUUCACAUGACACUGUAGCAGAGUCAGCCGGAGGUUUCCUGCGAAUUUUCAGUUUUCAGCUGCGUUAACAGGGGCUCUCUUUCUCAGCUGGUCCGAUUAUGAACCGUCUCUUUGUGUUCGGGCGACACAACUCCUACUGCAUUUGACGUGCAUGCUAUCACGUGCUCGUCGUCCGAGGCUUCCACGGAGGAGCAGGCACUAUCAGCUUGGAUGGAGGCUAUAGACAUCCACAGGUCACGGUGCUUUCGCAUUUUGUUUGACGACAACCGAGGGAUAAACUGGAUUCGAACGCAGGAACUGUGUGCGCUGCCGUGACGUUGCCUGGCAGAACUGCCCCAGGUGGAAGAAAUCCAGCGCCAUUGUGUCGGGGAUGAACGCCACCUCGAACCAACACUAUUAAUUUCGACUUUUUCUUACCACCCGAAAUCAGGGGGGAAAGGAGACAUACGCUGUCUUACGGCAGGUGCUGCGCCUGUGCGGCCGAUGUUGGGGUUCCACGUAUCUCUUUAAUAUGGCACUACAGGCGAGUGCGCCUUCUACUCCAAUGCCGUCUUCGACUCCGACGCUUCCUCCUUCUUUCGACUUCUCUGCCGAUCUGGGGUAUCGGGUGACUAUCCGGACAACGACAGGGGAGACGUUUCGGGGAGAACUGUACUGUUAUGAGAAUGGACCUACAGGCCUGGUCACUCUAAAGGAAGACACGGAACCAGGGAAGGCCAACUUUCACGUCGUUCGCCGAGGAGUUGUCGCAGAUGUAGUGUCCGAAAGACAAAAUGGAGAAGCUCGGCAGAAUCUGUCAAAGCCUCCCGUCAUUGAAAGAGGCACCGUGGAUCAUAACGAAAAAGUUGCCAUCGCUGAAUUCGAGAAACGGAAGUACACAAUUGGUGUCGGAGUAACCGCUGAGGCCCAAGACCUCUUCGACUUCAUCUGGAAAACGCAUCCAGACUGUGUAUGGCGCGGCCAAGAUAUUGUUAUUCAAAGUCUGGAGGUGACCAUCCGACCCCCCUACGAGCCGUCGAGUGUCUCUGGUCGGGACACACGAGCAAAGGAAAGAAUCACUAGCGUGGUCAUGAAGUUUCGACAAAAACGAGAACGGGAGGCAGCACGGCAGCCACAACAUGGCGCGCCUAUGCCAGGCGGCACUUCACUCCCGAACCUGACGAACGGAGCGUGCGAUAGCCCUGUUGUCCCUCGCGAAGCAGUAGAGUCGGCAGAAGGAGCAGCCACGGCGGCCGACGGCGUUUCAAGCCGUGUAGCGUGA